Molecule: messenger RNA, 651 nt
Organism: Schistosoma intercalatum
Lineage: Eukaryota; Metazoa; Platyhelminthes; Trematoda; Strigeidida; Schistosomatidae
Source: the annotation of a GenBank genome assembly
AUGUGUGAAAUAGAGUUGUAUAGAAAAACAAAAAUAGAUAUUCCAUUACUGGCUGCUGGAAUGAUUUUGUGCAUUUUAAGUUGUUUAAUGAUUUCUGUUGGAAUAGCUAGAGUACGUGAAGAUGUUUGGAUAGCAGGAAUUCUUGUAGCUAUUUUUUUUGUGUCAUCAGAACAAACAAUUAUACGGAAGUGUUACCAAAACAUUUCUGAAAGUCCUAAUGAUUCUUUUAUAAUAAUUUUUGAACACUUUUCGUAUUGUUUGUAUGGUUUAUGGGCUUGUAUAAAUUGCGAAUUCAUAUCUGUUGACAAAGUAGACGACAAUAAAACAAAAUCCCAUAUCAACUUAUUUUUGUUAAACGAAAUUAGUUUUGGAUAUAUUUUGGUCUGUCGAAAAAUGAAAAAAGACAAUAAAAGAAGCUAUCAUGUAUAUGGUGGUUAUUGCCAUGACUGUCUAUUCAUCUGUCGUGUAUUUACAAAUGAUAUGAAACGACCGGAAUCGUUUCAACCUAGAAAACGCGGUCCACAACAUCCAGAUGAAGCAUUAAAAGAAAAACUUCGCAGGAAUUCAGUACCUAGAGGUAUCUAUGAUAAUCCGUAUAACCCUGGUUUGUGGCGUCGUACGACAACAUUGACUGCACCAUACACUAGUUAA